Molecule: messenger RNA, 2199 nt
Organism: Scophthalmus maximus (turbot)
Lineage: Eukaryota; Metazoa; Chordata; Actinopteri; Pleuronectiformes; Scophthalmidae
Product: probable inactive protein kinase DDB_G0270444
Exons: 14
Coding region: 159-2042 (627 amino acids)
Molecular function (GO): protein binding
Source: RefSeq, a predicted model, not a curated record
CAUGGUGAAAGUCUCUGGAUUCAUCAGAACCCGUCUCUUCGUCUCUUCGCUGGUGACGACGUCAUCGUUUUUCUCCUCCCGGUUGUUGUUUCAGACGAGGAUCUGCAGCAGGAUCCAGAUUUCCCCGCAGAGCAGAACUCCCGUUGACUCUUCCGACGAUGGAGGAAGAUUUCCAGGAGUCUGCUGUGAACUAUGACCACCGGUGCUCUGACGCUGAGGUGACAAAUGAAGUCCAAGAACUGGACCGAGUGUUCCAGGAUCAACAGAACCACCAGAACCCUGAGGGUCCUCACUCUGAUCCAGAUCAAGUCCAACAUCAGGUCAAAGAUCAGACACCAGCGGAUCCACCAGAGGUUCAGGUGGAGGACCAGGUGGAGGACCAGGUGGGGGACCAGGUGGAGAACCAAGUGAAGGUUCAGGUGGAGGACCAGCUGAAGGUUCAGGUGGAGGACCAAGUGAAGGUUCAGGUGGAGGACCAGGUGAAGGUUCAGGUGGGGGACCAAGUGAAGGUUCAGGUGGGGGACCAGGUGGAGGACCAGGUGAAGGUUCAGGUGGGGGACCAAGUGAAGGUUCAGGUGGAGGACCAGGUGGAGGACCAGGUGAAGGUUCAGGUGGGGGACCAAGUGAAGGUUCAGGUGGAGGACCAGGUGAAGGUUCAGGUGGGGGACCAAUUGAAGGUUCAGGUGGGGGACCAGGUGGAGGACCAGGUGAAGGUUCAGGUGGGGGACCAAGUGAAGGUUCAGGUGGAGGACCAGGUGAAGGUUCAGGUGGGGGACCAAGUGAAGGUUCAGGUGGAGGACCAAGUGAAGGUUCAGGUGGAGGACCACGUGAAGGUUCAGGUGGGGGACCACGUGAAGGUUCAGGUGGGGGACCAAGUGAAAGUUCAGGUGGGGGACCAGGUGGAGGACCAGGUGAAGGUUCAGGUGGGGGACCAAGUGAAGGUUCAGGUGGAGGACCAGGUGAAGGUUCAGGUGGGGGACCAAGUGAAGGUUCAGGUGGAGGACCAAGUGAAAGUUCAGGUGGGGGACCAAGUGAAAGUUCAGGUGGGGGACCAGGUGGAGGACCAGGUGGAGGACCAGGUGAAGGUUCAGGUGGGGGACCAGGUGGAGAACCAGGUGGAGAACCAGGUAGAGGAACAGGUAGAGGACCAGGGUGCGCCUGACGUCCAUGAUGGUCCUGAGCUCGGAGGAGGAGGAGGUGUAGCUGAGUCUGAUCUGAGUCCAGUCCACCCGCACCAGGACCAGGACCAGGACCAGGACCAGACACCUGCAGCAGCAGCUGAUCAGGAUGGAUCUGGGGAGUCGGGCGGCGGCGUCCCGGCGCUGGUCGUCACUCAGGCGGAGAGUCCGGCGGCGCCCCAGGUGGGUCCAGGUGAACCUCCAGACCCCGACGGAGGAGACAUGAGCUGCAGCGACCUGCUGUCACUCAGGAGCGACUCCCGCAGGAGUGAAGACGACGACACCAGGAGUGUGACCACCUCCUCCGUCAUGUCUCUGUUCCCCAGGCAGCAGCUGGACCCUCUGGAGAAGGCCUGGUGGAGGAGCUCCGCUCUGGGCCUCAUCGUGGCUCAGAGGCAGCUGCUCGCUCAGGAGCCCGCCCUCGUCCUGAAGAAGGACUUCAUCACUGGGUUUACUGCACUCCACUGGGCAGCGAAGCAGGGCCGUCAGGAAGUGGUGGACAUGAUGCUUCGCUCCGGAGCCGACGUCAACGUCAAAUCGCACGGGGGUUACACAGCUCUUCACCUCGCCUCCAUCCACGGACACCGACACGUCGUCCACGCCCUCGUCAACACCUACAAUGCUAAAACCAGCGUCAGAGAUUAUCACGGGAAGACGGCGCCUCACUACUGGAGCGGCGGCAGCGACGUCUUCGCUAGAGAAGAUUCUCAGUCAGGUGCGAGGUUGUCUCGAGGACGGCGGACGCAGCGUUACGUUCUGCCCUCGCUGCUGCUGACACGCUCUCGCAGUCACGGUCAACUGCACCUGGAGUUCGUGACGGCGCCUCAGUCGACCUCGCACGACGUGUUAAACCUCCACGUCUGAGGUCUCACUCCGGGCAUCAGGUCAUCGUCCAGCUCCACGUCAGUCGUCAACCACAGGAAGCUGCUGAGACAUUAUGUAUUAAGAUUAGUCAUGAUGAACAUAUUCUAUUGAAGUGUGUGUGUGUGUGUGUGUGUGUGUGUGUUGUACAGUAUAUUGA